AUGUCUACAAAACAACCCAGCUCAGAUCACCCAGCCUUGGGCGAGUCUUGGGUGAUCGCGUCGUCGAUCAAGGAGAGAGAAACCAACGAGAAAGCCCCGGUCACACCAAAUCACAGCCCUCAAAAGAAGAGCAACUCGAAGAUCGAGCAGUCAUCGGAGUCACUGACUUCCUCGUCAUCAUGGAUAUCGGGCCCGGAGCUGAUCAUGCCCUCCAUAUGCGAGACGCCAAACCCAGAAAAGUCAUGGGUAGAAUAUAGACAAUCUCCGAGUCAGUCGGGCACGCCAAACAUGAAGAAACGACGCAAAGUGCCAGUGCAAAGUGAAACCGCAGCGCAAGACCAGAAGAUCGCCAAGGCUGGAGACGCUGGCUCGUCUCUAGCAACCGAAGACGACGUUGCGAAGGAUAAGGUCGGGCUUGUGAACAGCACCCUUCUCCGAGGGGCUAUUAAUGCCGUUCUCGUUGCCCUGAUCCUCCACCUGCUUGUCCUCCCAGAGCUUGUCUACCAAGCCAAAGACCUUUGCCGGCUGCCCAGCAUCAAAGCUCUCUAUCCCAGCAGCUGUAUCACCUUGGCACCGACAUAUCCACCACAGACUUCAUUCCAAUCAGCAAGAUCUCCCGAAGAACCUCUGUCCACCUCCCAGCGACAACUAGAGUCGAUCUUUGACCUGUCCCUAGAAACCCUAACACCGCUAUCAGGAAUCCUGAAACAAAGCGAAAGCAUGCUCUCCGACCUAGAAGCGCAACUGAGGACAACCUUUCCAGAUGCCAAAAACGCGCUCGAUCUCGAAUUUCAAGGCAGCACGUCAGCCAUGCAAGCCGCAGUCUGGGAAUUCGAUUCCCUCCGCGCAGAUCUACGCUCAGCCAUCGACAGCCUACUCGCAACACGGCCACCCGAGCCCGCCACAGGCACAGGCACAGUAGCAAGCGACAUGCGACUGGCAAUCCAAACGCGACGACGCGAAGAAUACCUAGACAGACUGCGCAGCCAAAUCCGCAGCAAAGCCGACUCUCUCCACACGCGCUUCACCACGCUGGACGACCACUUGGAAGCGAUAGACGGAAUCGUCACACGCGAAGACCGACGAAACCCCAGCCGAGCGAUCAACCGCGACCACAACCCCGGAGACCGUCUCCAUUCCGUGCUGGACUCGCUCGAUCUCGGCACCAUCGGGUCUUAUUUCUUCCGGGCGCGAUCGUCAGGAGCUGCAUCGGCGUCGUCAGCUCAGGCUCAGGACCCUGCAGAUGAACCCACCUCGAUGGAGUCCACGCCAUCGCCACGACCCGCCGCGACCUUGGCGCUGCUCCGUGUUGCGGCAACGCAUCAUCGUCCAGUUGCUGAUUCGGUGUUGAGGUUGGCACGUCAAUUGAGGGAUGUGCAGCGUGCUGGGGUUGGGUCCACUUAUUGA
Molecule: messenger RNA, 1407 nt
Organism: Penicillium nucicola
Lineage: Eukaryota; Fungi; Ascomycota; Eurotiomycetes; Eurotiales; Aspergillaceae
Exons: 1
Coding region: 1-1407 (468 amino acids)
Source: RefSeq, a predicted model, not a curated record